This is a messenger RNA of Myotis davidii, 2520 nucleotides long. RefSeq names its product deltex 2, E3 ubiquitin ligase (gene DTX2). Gene Ontology annotation, molecular function: ubiquitin protein ligase activity; zinc ion binding. The transcript is spliced from 11 exons. The record is from RefSeq and is a predicted model, not a curated record. Bases 291 to 2150 code for a protein of 619 amino acids. Lineage: Eukaryota; Metazoa; Chordata; Mammalia; Chiroptera; Vespertilionidae. Gene Ontology annotation, cellular component: nucleoplasm. Gene Ontology annotation, biological process: protein ubiquitination; Notch signaling pathway.
GUGCCCUCCUCCUGGCCCCUCGCUCUCCUCAGCCUCGGUGUCUUGAAAUUUGUGUUGCUGAGUCAGCAAGCCUUUCAGAUUUGCCUGGGUUUUGUUGUUUGCGUUUUCUAUCAAGAUGGGAACUCGAACAAGUCAUUUCUCCUAAGGAUCGGGUGUCGCCACCAAGAAGGGACGGUUUGUGCCAGCUCUCCAGAGAGAAAAGGUCUGCUGGAAACACUGGGCAAUGAGCCGGAGACACCAGCCCGGAGUGGUCUGAAGCCAUUUGGGAAAGCAGAGAGAUCCUGGGGAAGAUGGCCAUGGCCCCAAGCUCUUCCUUGGCUCAGGGGUACACCAGCCCUGGGGCAGUGGUCGUGUGGGAGUGGCAGGAUGAGAUGGGCACCUGGCACCCCUACAGUGCCACUGUCUGUAACUACAUUGAGCAGCAGUUUGUCCAGCAGAAGGGCCAGCGCUUUGGGCUGGGGAGCCUGGCCCAUAGCAUCCCCUUAGGCCAAGCUGACCCCUCGCUGGCCCCUUACAUCAUCGACCUCCCCAGCUGGACCCAGUUCCGCCAGGACACUGGCACCAUGCGGGCUGUGCGGAGGCACCUGUUUUCCCAGCUCUCAGCCCCGGGCCAGGGCAUUGUCUGGGAGUGGCUGAACGACGAUGGCUCCUGGACAGCCUAUGAAGCCAGCAUUUGUGACUAUCUGGAGCAGCAGAGGGCCAGGGGCAACCAGCUUGUGGACUUGGCACCUUUGGGGUACAACUAUGUCAUCAACUAUGCCACCCACAUACAGACCAACAAGGUUUCGAACUACUGCCGUAGCGUGCGGCGCCAAGCAGGGCCCCCUUACCCAGUGACCACCAUCAUCGUUCCACCAGGCCACAUGGGAGUCGCCUGCUCUUGCCAUCAGUGCCUCAACAGUCGCAGAACUGGCCCUGUGUCAAGUUGCUAUCGCCACUCCAUGACCAGCCUCCCUGCAUACCCUACCCCUCAGACCCCCCAAAGGACUGCUGUUAUCUUUGGGGCCCACCAGGCCUUUGCCCCAUACAAUAAGCCCUCACUCUCUGGAGCUAGGUCUGCACCCAGGCUGAACACCACCAACCCCUGGGGUGGGGUGCUGCCCUCCUUGGGGAACCAGCCCUUUUACUGCUCCAGCCUCUCCCACCUGGGACCUCAGCGCCAGCCCCCAGGAUCAUCCACUGCCAGUGGAGCCAGUGCCUCCAUGCCCAGCGGUCCUGUGAGCAGCCCUGGGAGCGUCCCCACCACUGUGCCCGUGCAGAUCCCGAAGCCCAGCAGGGUCCAGCAAGCCCUUGCAGGCAUGACGAGUAUUCUGAUGUCAGCCAUCGGACUCCCUGUGUGUCUUAGCCGCGCACCCCAGCCUGCCAGUCCUCCCGCCUCCUGUCUGGCCUCUAAAAGUCACAGCUCAGUUAAGAGAUUGAGGAAAAUGUCCAUGAAAGGAGGGACUCCAAAGCCAGAGCCCGAGCAGGUGAUCAGAAACUAUACUGAAGAGCUGAAGACAGCCCCAGAUGAGGACUGCAUCAUCUGUAUGGAGAAACUGUCCAUGGUGUCUGGGUACAGUGACGUGACCAACAGCAUGACCAUUGGACCAGUGGCUGUAGGCCGCCUCACCCAGUGUAGCCAUGCCUUCCAUCUGCUCUGCCUGCUGGCCAUGUACUGCAAUGGAAAUAAGGAUGGAAGUUUACAGUGUCCUUCCUGCAAAACCAUCUACGGAGAGAAAACUGGGACCCAGCCUCGGGGGAAGAUGGAGGUGUUCAGCUUCCAGGUGUCCCUCCCUGGCCAUGAGGACUGCGGGACAAUACUCAUAGUUUACAACAUUCCUCACGGCAUUCAGGGCCCUGAGCACCCCAACCCCGGGAAGCCGUUUACUGCCAGAGGGUUUCCCCGCCAGUGCUACCUUCCCGACAAUGCCCAGGGCCGCAAGGUCCUAGAGCUGCUGAAGGUGGCCUGGAAGAGGCGACUUAUCUUCACAGUGGGGACGUCCAGCACCACAGGCGAGACGGACACGGUAGUGUGGAACGAGAUCCAUCACAAGACAGAGAUGGACCACAACGUGACAGGCCAUGGCUACCCCGACCCCAACUACCUGCAGAAUGUGCUGACUGAGCUGGCUGCCCAGGGAGUGACUGAGGACUGCCUGGAGCAGCAGUGACCACCAGCUGGCAGCCAGCCGCCCAUCCCCACUGCCGGCUGGGCUGCUCUUGAGAUGGGCCGGCAGGAAGGUGCUUUCGGCAGGAGCUGGCAUGUUUACUGGGGGGGUGGGCAUUUUCCACCGAAGCUGGGGCCUCUCCUGUUUGCCUUUCCUCCUUCCUCUUCCCCUCCAGGCCUAGAUUUGCAUGGGAAUCCGCAAGCCUGGGGAGUUGUACUUGUGGGGGCUUAAGAUGCUGCUACCUCAGUGCUGGGGGCCUGGCAUGGGCUGAGGAGAGACUGCCCCCCCCCUAGCCAGGGGCAGGCAUGGGUCUGGGUCAGCUUCUCAUACCUCAGAUGUUCUGUUUGCAAUAAAUGUCCAAUAGCCAAAGUCA